AUGCAGCUGACCUAUGCCCUCCUCACUGUCCUCGCCUGCACCCUGUCUGGCUGCAACGCUGAGUCUGCGUCCACAGAUACUACAAUGAUCGCAACGGACUCCGUCUCAAUUCGGUCGUUGACUCGCAUGGACACCGGCGAGAACCAACAGAGAUUCCUGAGAACCGACGAAGGGGACGCCAGAGACGACGAAGAGAGAGGGUGGAAGGAGGUGGUCCAGACCGUGCGCGAGAAGAUAGCGAGAGCAAAGUUCCCGGCUUGGUAUGCGAGUGGUAAGACACCAGAAAAGCUGGUCGAGGAGCUGCAGCUGGUGUACCCCAUGACCAAACACAAGAAUUUCCCGAUUUACAAGAGCUACAAGACUUACUACGAUUCGAUCCAUAGAAGCUACCCGUAA
Phytophthora sojae is the source of this 396-nucleotide messenger RNA. RefSeq lists its product as hypothetical. NCBI's taxonomy places the organism in Eukaryota, Oomycota, Peronosporomycetes, Peronosporales, Peronosporaceae. The transcript has a single exon. The record is from RefSeq and is a predicted model, not a curated record. Bases 1 to 396 code for a protein of 131 amino acids.